GUCACGCGUGACGAGCUUCGCGCCGCCUUCGAGGCGGCGGAGCCGUCGCUGCAGGGCCUGCUCGAGCGGGUCGCGGCGCGAGUGCGCACGUUUGCAGAGGCGCAGCGGGCCAGCAUCACGACGGUGAGCACGGAGAUCGAGGGUGGCGCGGCGGGUCAGCAGGUCGUCCCCGUGAGCAGCGCGGGUUGCUACGCGCCCGGAGGCCGCUACCCGCUCCCCUCGUCCGUCAUCAUGACGGCCGUGACUGCGCGCGCGGCCGGUGUCGGGCGAGUCGUGGUCGCCUCGCCGCGCCCGUCGCCGGUGACGCUCGCCGCGGCGUACGUGGCGGGCGCCGACCUGCUCCUCGCCGUCGGCGGCGCGCACGCCGUCGCAGCCCUCGCCUACGGCCUCGGCGACGCGCUCGCCCCCGUCGACCUCAUCUGCGGGCCGGGCAACAAGUGGGUGACGGCCGCAAAGUCAAUCGUCUCUGGCUUCUGCGGGAUCGACAUGCUGGCUGGGCCGUCGGAGGUGCUCGUGAUCGCGGACGCGUCCGCCGACCCGCAGGUGGUCGCCGCGGACUUGCUCGCGCAGGCGGAGCACGACGUGGAGGCGCGUCCGAUCCUCGUGACGCCCGACGCGGCCGUCAUCGCCUCUGUCAACCGCGCGCUGCAGUCGCAGCUGGAGACGCUGACGACGAGCGAGGUUGCCAUCCCAGCGGUGCAGAAGGGGUUCGCCGUGCUGGUGGGCGACAUCGCCGAGGCAGUCCGCGUCUCGGACCGCAUCGCGCCCGAGCACCUCGAGAUCCAGACCGCCGACGCGCAGGCGGUCGGAGAGAGCUGCGCAAACUACGGCGGGCUCUUCAUCGGCGCGCACGCGGCGGAGGUGCUCGGCGACUACGGCGCCGGCCCCAACCACGUGCUGCCGACGGCGGGCACCGGAAAGUACACGGGCGGCCUCUCCGUCCACACCUUUCUGAGGCAGCGCACCUGGAUGCGGAUCGACGACCUUGUGGCGGCGCAGCGGCAGGUGGAGGACUCGGUGGCGCUGGCGAGGCUCGAGGGGCUCGAGGGGCACGCGCGCGCUGCGGAGCGGCGGCUG
This is a messenger RNA of Emiliania huxleyi CCMP1516, 1077 nucleotides long. RefSeq lists its product as hypothetical. The record is from RefSeq and is a predicted model, not a curated record. The transcript has a single exon. Gene Ontology annotation, molecular function: metal ion binding; NAD binding; histidinol dehydrogenase activity. Gene Ontology annotation, cellular component: cytoplasm. Gene Ontology annotation, biological process: L-histidine biosynthetic process. NCBI's taxonomy places the organism in Eukaryota, Haptophyta, Isochrysidales, Noelaerhabdaceae. The annotation marks the transcript as partial.